UUGCCCCCUCCCACCACCACACCUCAGCGUUCCUGUGGCCAGGGUCAGAGAAGAGUCUCCCUGCGGACUGGCAGGGAGGUGAAGAUGGGAAAUUGAUUGGUUUCCUAAACCCCUUUUUUAUUUUUCUUCUUCUCCAGGAGGGUCCGAGGACGGUCUCCUGGUAUACCUGAAGCUCAUCGGAGCUCCCCCAGUCCGCCGGCGGUUGUGUGCUUAUGGGGGGGGGGCUGGUAUCGGGAGGGCUCACUCUGGCUGGUCUGGAGCCUGCUCCCGGGCCGCAACUCCCUCCUCCUCCUCCCCAGUGGGUCGGGCUGUGUAGCGGCCUGGGACGCAACCCGGAAGCAAAGCGCAGAAGGCAGAGCUGUUUGAAUAAAAGGCGGGACGGCCAUGGAACGCUGAUCUGAGGUCUGUAAGUACUGUGUAUGCUGUUCCUACUUCCAGAGUAUGGCAAACUGCUAUGGAACCUGAUGCUCCCUCUCUGCCUCCUGCUAAAGAGGCUCAAAAAAAGGUUACAAAACCUCCUCACUGCAUUUCUUGCGCUAAAAGGUUGCCUGAUGAAUAUGGAAAGAAGCUAUGUAAAGAAUGUAUUUCUGAUGUGAUCCAGCAGGAACAAUCCUCCCUUAUGGAUAGUAUCAGAUCUGUGGUUCAGGAAGAACUUGGGGCCGUUGAGCUGCUCCAUCUGAUUCCCAAGACCAGCCCUCUCGCAAAUGUCCGCGUUCUAAGAUCAUUACCUCCUCAGGAUCUGAUGACUCUGAUGAUAAGGCUUCUACUUCCAUGCAAUGGGAAGAUGAUUUCUCUCUCUGAAGGAGAGAUCUAUGAAAGCAACAGAAAAUUUUAUUUUUCCUCUGAAGAAAUGGGUGACUUAUUAAAGGCGGUCAGAGCGAAAAUGGGGAUUGAAGAAGCCCCUAGGUCUCUAUCUAUUCAGGACGAAAUGUUUGGGGGACUUAGAGUGAAGAAAUCCAAGGUCUUCCCCAUGAACGAAAAUAUAAAGAGAUGAUUCUGGAGGAGUGGUCAGAACCAGAAAAACGACUUGGAAUAUCCAAGGAAUUUAAAAAUCGGUUAUUUUUGACCCUUCUCAGUCUAAACUAUUCGAUGAGACCCCUAAGAUCGACGUGCAGGUGGUGAAAGUAAACAAAAAAACUGCUGCCGUUUUGAGGAUGCUGCUCAAUUAAGGGAUGCGAUGGAACGGAAGGCAGAUGCCCUUUUGAGAAAGUCUUGGGAGGCCUCGAUGUAUAACAUUAAGACCAACAUUGCAGCAACGUCAGUAGCUAGGUCUAUGUACUUAUGGCUAGGAGAUCUUGAAAAUCACCUAAGUAAUAAGACUUCUAGGGAAGAAAUCCUGCAGUCCAUCCCGCUACUUAAGUCAGCUACAGGAUUCCUUGCAGACGCCUCGGCUGAAUCUAUUCGAUUCUGUGCUAAAGAGGCUGGACUUUUCAAUGCGGCUCGUCGGGCUUUAUGGAUGAAGUCAUGGUCGGGUGAUAGGAUUUCUAAACAGAAGUUAGUAUCUAUUCCCUUUUCAGGAGAAUAUGUAUUCGGGCCGGUUCUAGACAAGAUACUUGAGAAAGCGGCUGAUAGAAAAAAAGGAUUCCCUGAAGAAAGAUCUUAUAGAAGGAACCAGUCCUUUCAGUCAUACGGUGGACAAAAUAAGGCUGGUAGGGGGAAAGGCAAGUCAAGCCACUGGGCUUAUCCCAAGGGGGUAAAGGAAGAGGUUUCCUUCUUAAGCCCCAAUCUAAAUUUGAAGACAAACAAUGACUCCAUUGUAGGGGGGGGGGGGGGGGGGAGGAGAGUGAAGGAUUUCCUAGGUCCAUGGGCGCUAAUAUCAAAAAAUCCUUGUGCCUUGGAUAUCAUUCGGCAAGGAUGCAAGAUCGAGUUCACCUCCCUCCCCCCUCCAGGAUUUGUCGUAACAAAGAUGCCUGCCAGAUCCUCCAACCUGAAUAUUUUCCAGGGAGUCCAAGACUUGGUGAAAAAGGGAGCAGUAAUCCCAGUUCCCACAUCUCAAAGAGGUCAGGGGUACUAUUCAACCCUAUUUUUAGUAAAAAAGAAGGAAGGAGACUUUCGAACUAUUAUAAACCUGAAACAACUGAACAAGUUUAUUCUUUACAGGAAGUUCAAAAUGGAGUCUCUGAAAUCCAUAGUACCUCUGAUAAAGCUAGGAGCAUUUAUGUGCUCGUUCGACCUGAAAGACUCUUAUUUGCAUGUUCCCAGAUCACCAGAGAUACCUAAGGUUUGCGAUCCUAGACCCUUUCAAUCAGAUUUUCCAUUUUCAAUUCAUAGCGCUACCCUUCGGGAUUUAAGCCGCACAAAGGCUGUUAACCAAACUGGUGAUAAAAAUGAUAGCUCCACUCAGACAAGAAGGGUUAAAUAUAGUGCCGUACCUGGAAGAUUUUUUAAUUAUAGCAGACUCAAAGGAGCUCCUACUGUCAGAUUUGGAAAUAUUUUUAUCCCGUCUGUCACAGCUAGGAUGGAUUGUGAACCAACCCAAGUCUGUUAGUGCCAUCCACGAAGGUGAAGUUCCUAGGGGUUACUCUAGACUCCCUAACACAGUCGACCUUCCUGCCACAGAUCAAGAUCCAGUCCCUGGUAAGCAGGG
Molecule: messenger RNA, 2587 nt
Organism: Bufo gargarizans (Asiatic toad)
Lineage: Eukaryota; Metazoa; Chordata; Amphibia; Anura; Bufonidae
Exons: 2
Coding region: 1178-2488 (436 amino acids)
Source: RefSeq, a predicted model, not a curated record